UUGACCGGACACGAGCACAGCCUGAGGCAGGUGAAGGCACAGGUGUCUGAGGCCAGCUGUCGAUGGUCGGACACAAACCCGGCAACUGAGAGGAAACUAGACGAUGGACCGCCAAGAUCCGUCCCUCUGCAUUGUAACGCCGCCAUCCAAUGGGAAGAGGACGUAGACGGAGCCAGAAUGAGUGCCGAGGUGCUUUUGGAGGAAACGCUGAUCAAGCGUUCGCAGCAGAAGAAAAGGACUUCGCCCCUGAACUACAAGGAGAGGCUGUUUGUCCUGACCAAGAGCAGGCUGACUUACUAUGACGGCAAGGCCGAGAAGAAGUUCAAGAGGGGCUCGAUCGAGUUGAGGCGCAUCAGAUGUGUGGAGAUUGUCAGGAAUGGGGGUGGGAGUAUCCCCUGCCAAUACAAAUACCCUUUCCAGGUGGUGUACGACACCAACACCCUCUAUGUGUUCGCUCCCAGUCUGAACAGCAGAAUCCAGUGGGUCCAGAGCCUCAAAGAAGAGAUCAAGGACAACCCACUGGUGUUGAUGAAGUUCCACCCUGAGUUCUGGCUGGAAGGGGUGUGGCUCUGCUGCAGGCAGGCAGAAAAACAGGCAUGCGGCUGUGAGGAGUACAACCUGUUCGGAAACAUUACCAGAAAACCUUUACCCCCAAUUCCUGGAGAGGAAAGCAGACGCCGGCCCCCUCCUCCUGCUCCCCCGGGCGCAGAGAAUGACGAGGAGGAAGAUCAGGAUGAAGACGAUGAUGAUGAAGAUGAGGAGGUGGUGGUGGCUCUGUACGACUUUCCGGCCACCGAGCCACACGACCUGAGCCUGGUGAAAGGAAGCGAGUACCUCGUCCUGGAUAAGUGCGACAUCAACUGGUACAGGGCGCGCGACAUGUAUGGCGAGGAAGGCUACAUCCCAAGUAACUAUGUGACCGAGAAGAAGUCCGGAAACCUGGUGCAGUAUGUGUGGUACAGUAAGCAAGUCAACAGAAACCAGGCAGAGGAGCUGCUGAGAAAAGAGGACAAAGAGGGAUCUUUCAUCGUCAGGGACUCCAGCACCCCGGGAACGUACACAGUGUCCCUCUACGCCAAGUCUGUUGGAGGGGACGGGGGCGCCGCUAUCAAACAUUAUCACAUCAAGGAGACUAAAGGCGUGCCCAACCAGUUUUACCUGGCGGAAAAACACCUCUUUAACACCAUCCCUGACCUUAUCGAGUACCACAAACACAACGCAGCAGGUCUGGUCGCCAGGCUGCGAUAUCCCGUAGGAAAACAAGACAAAUCUGCUCCUUCUACCGCUGGAUUUAGUUAUGAGAAGUGGGAGAUCAACCCGAGCGAACUGACCUUCAUGAAGGAGCUGGGCAGUGGUAAUUUUGGCCAAGUCCGGCUGGGCAAGUGGAGGGCUCAGCACAAAGUGGCCAUCAAGGCCAUCAGGGAGGGGGCCAUGUACGAGGAGGACUUCAUCGAGGAGGCCAAAGUCAUGAUGAGGCUGUCCCACCCGAAGCUGGUGCAGCUGUACGGGGUGUGCAGUCAGCAGAAGCCCAUUUACAUCGUCACAGAGUUCAUGGAGCACGGCUGCCUGAUAAACUACCUCAGGCAGCGGCGGGGCAGCUUCAGCCAGGGGUCCUUGCUGAGUAUCUGCCUGGAUGUCUGCGAGGGCAUGGAUCACCUGGAGGCCAACGGCUUCAUUCACAGAGACCUGGCUGCCAGGAACUGCCUAGUGAACGACGCUCUGGUGGUUAAGGUGUCAGACUUUGGAAUGACCAGAUAUGUGUUGGACAACCAGUACAUCAGCUCAUCGGAUGCCAAGUUUCCCGUGAAGUGGUCGCCUCCUGAGGUCUUCCACUUCUGCAAAUACAGCAGCAAGUCGGACGUCUGGUCCUACGGCGUUUUGAUGUGGGAGGUCUUCACCGAGGGGCGCAUGCCGUUUGAACAGAGUUCAAAUCACGAGGUGGUCACCUUGGUAUCACAGGGUCACCGUCUCUACAGACCAAAAAUGGCCACCCCCGGCUUGUAUGACAUCAUGCAGAAGUGUUGGUGCGAGAGACCGGAGGAGCGACCCUCCUUCUCCCAGCUUUGUCUGAUGCUGUCUGACGCCCUGGAGGAGGACAUCCCAUGACCGCCCCGACCCCUCUCAGCCUCUCCAGCCUCCGCCCUCGCUGCUGCGGCCAUGUGAGCUGCCCUCCUCAGCCCUGGUGCCCUGCCAUCCGGGAGGCUGCUGUGGAAGUGGCAGCAUUCUGCCAGUCGUGCUCCCGGCUUCUGGAACCUAUGAAUCAAAAGAACGGGGGAGUCGCAGCUGCACUGCACUCCCUGAGCAGGGAUGUUCACAGCACACGCCUCCUUAACUUCAGCACAGCUGACACGAAGGCAACAACGGGCAGACCAAAGAACUCCCCUGAUGGACUGGAAAAUGUCUGCUGGACUCUCUGUGUGUGUGUGAAUCCCUCCAUAAGGUUUGGAUUCUUUAACUGACAAAUGAAGGGAAAGGACUGUUUCCACUGAGCAGAAUAUUUAUUCAGUUGGAGGAUUUUUUCCUGCAACAGUUAACAAGUCUCACCAAUUCCUGCUGUGCCUGGUCUUUUGGCUAUUUUUAGGCGGGAUGCUGAUCUGUUUUCAUGUCUCUGCUGUGAAAUUAUGGACCAUAAUAUUAAAUCACUUUACAGAAAACUAAUUAUUUGGUUGUUGUUGUUCUUUCAACAUAAGCUAUAUUUAUGACUGUGUUUGCUUC
This is a messenger RNA of Menidia menidia (Atlantic silverside), 2715 nucleotides long. The record is from the annotation of a GenBank genome assembly. Lineage: Eukaryota; Metazoa; Chordata; Actinopteri; Atheriniformes; Atherinopsidae.